AUGAUAGAAAAAUCCAACGAGUUCAGUGUCCCUCUGUACCUUGCUUUUGUUGAUUAUAGCAAAGCAUUCGACAGCGUCAAACAUUCCGCUAUAUUUUCCGCCAUGCAGAAUCAGGGUAUAGAUCCGGCAUAUGUUGAGCUCGUUGGAACUAUUUACAAUAAUAGCACAGCUAGCAUUAAAUUGCACGCACCCGGUCCCGUAUUCAGCAUAGCGAAAGGCGUCAAACAGGGCGACCCGCUAUCUCCAAAAUUGUUCACCAGUUGUCUCCAAGAGAUAUUUCAAAAGCUGGCGGUCUCAUGGGAGACGAUGGGCAUUGAAGUUGGCGGCAAGAGAUUAACAAACCUGCGCUUUGCUGACGACAUAGUCCUCUUCUCCCACACGUCAUCACAUCUGCAACAAAUGCUGCAAGACCUCCGCACGGCGAGCCUUGAGAUUUUUACCGAUGGUUCCAGGGAGGAAACCGGUUCUGGCGCGGCUUUCUUCGACCCGCAGUUAGAAGUUAGUGCUAAAUUCAAAAUAAACGCCGAUAUAUCAAUAAUGCAUACUGAACUAAUUGCUAUUUCAGAAUCUUUAGCGUAUAUUUUAUCGGUGGACUAUAAUAAAUUUGUCAUCUUAUCUGACUCUAAAAGUGCCUUGUUACAUUUGGCUCGGUUAACCUCGAGAACUCGAGGUCUACCGAUAGCCUAUCAUAUCUUGGAAACCAUCGGUAAGAUUCAAGCUGCAAAUAAAAAAGUUGUGAUGCAGUGGGUAUCCUCACAUAUAGGCCUAACGGGUAACGAGGAAUCAGACCUCGCCGCUAAACUAGCCAUUAGUGAAGGAAAUGAAUACGAAUGUUUACCAGUGCACAAUGAGAUCCUGAGAGUAGCAAAAGAAAAGUGCCGUCUGCAGUGGAAGGAAUAUUAUGAUGAGCGGUCAUUAACACGUUCACUGCUAAGCUGCAUUUUGUGA
Cydia strobilella is the source of this 948-nucleotide messenger RNA. RefSeq lists its product as uncharacterized. The record is from RefSeq and is a predicted model, not a curated record. The transcript has 2 exons. Lineage: Eukaryota; Metazoa; Arthropoda; Insecta; Lepidoptera; Tortricidae. Gene Ontology annotation, molecular function: nucleic acid binding; RNA-DNA hybrid ribonuclease activity. Bases 1 to 948 code for a protein of 315 amino acids.